Abrus precatorius (Indian licorice) is the source of this 720-nucleotide messenger RNA. RefSeq lists its product as uncharacterized. The record is from RefSeq and is a predicted model, not a curated record. The transcript is spliced from 2 exons. Bases 85 to 720 code for a protein of 211 amino acids. Lineage: Eukaryota; Viridiplantae; Streptophyta; Magnoliopsida; Fabales; Fabaceae.
CCACAGUGAGUAAAAGACAGACAUCAUUUGCACUUGCCAUUGUUGUGUCAUACUACAUUUGCAUCUUUGUCUCAGUCAAUAAUCAUGUACUACGCAGCAGCAUCAACCAUGAAAUCCAUUUGCAAGCCUCCACUUCCUAGAUCGCCAAUGCGUCUUCGACCGCGUCACUCUUUUCAUUCCUCAAACACUACCUCUCUUCAAACUCCACCAGGUUCUUUGACAAAAUCUCAAAAACCAAUUCGCUCCCCGGAUAUGCGACCCGAAUACCGCACGAUUUCGUGGGAGUUACGGGCUCUGGCGAAGAUGGUUCGCGACGAGUUUGGCAACGCUGAUUCAGAGGAUCUGGCCGGCGCCAAUUCUUGUGGGGUGAACCCUAGUGCUCUCUUUGAGAGAGGGAGGUUUUAUGAAGAGUACUCUGCGAGAAGGAACGAGAGGCUAAAGAGGAAGAAGGGAGUGACGGUGGGGGAUGAAAGUAAGGGUAAAUCUGUUCAUGCUCUUGGGGUUACGAUGGAAUCGGGAAAGAAGGGUAGUUCAAGAAAACUUGGAAGUUUGAGGAAAUCUGUUUCUGCGGCUUACUCUGCGGAGGUGAGUGAAACUCCAAGGUACAUGCUCAGAAGCAGGACCAAGGAAAAUAAUAAACCUCCUCUUGCUACCAAGUUUGAGAAAUCUAUCAUGGCUGGGGAGAAGAAGGUGGGAGCAAGAAGAGUAGGAAGGAUAUGA